Messenger RNA from Penicillium samsonianum, 4191 nucleotides. Its product is annotated as putative protein kinase. Gene Ontology annotation, molecular function: ATP binding; protein serine/threonine kinase activity. NCBI's taxonomy places the organism in Eukaryota, Fungi, Ascomycota, Eurotiomycetes, Eurotiales, Aspergillaceae. The transcript has 3 exons. The record is from RefSeq and is a predicted model, not a curated record. Bases 1 to 4191 code for a protein of 1396 amino acids. Gene Ontology annotation, biological process: peptidyl-serine phosphorylation; peptidyl-threonine phosphorylation.
AUGCCGACAAAGCCGCAAACACCGGGGAGGGGUCAAGCGCGGACCGAAGCAACAUACAAUCCCUCAAACGAUGAUUCGGGCUCGGGAGCAGAAGCUCCGGCCCGCAGGCGCCUGCAAAAGUCGGCCUCCACCAACUUCCCCUCGAACAACACCAAUUUUGACACAUCAAAUGGGGUCGCUGGACCGCGCGCAGGUGGGAUAAAUAGGAGAAGACUUUCAAUUCGUGACCAAAGGGUUCCUCAGGGCCCACGACCGCAGGACGUUUCGCGAUGGAGCAAACCUAGUCCGUACCAGCACUCUGGGAACUCCUCUGUUGAUUCUACGAUUGAUUCGACUAAAAGCUUCAACCUUCGAUCUACGAGCGUGGGCAACCUGGCAAAGGCCGAUUCCAAUCAUGCAGACAACAUGGACUUUCUAGCGCCGAUCAACUUUGAUGAUUUCCAUAACAGCAUCAUGGGUGAACCCAGCUUGAACCACUUUCCCAUGCCCGGGAACGGCAGUUCGGGUGAGAAUCGUGAAACGGGUCCUCUGACGAAUCCCUGGGAAAACCACACAUAUGCGAGCAAUGUAUCGGACCGUACACGGGGUCCUUCCGCUCGACGAAAGAGUGAAGUGCAACGUCCGAACGGUCCCAAUGCUGCUGCAGGGCUCACAGCAUCUUCUGCCAAUACCCGCGCUCGCGGCCAGAGUAUAGCCCAGCCGUCUGCCGGAAGUGCUUCAAGGGGUCCGCGCAAAUCUAUCAGCUCUGGGGCAUUUGCACCUACCAAUGCUUCAGCCAGGCGCGCCAGUCUAAGUGCCCGCAAAAUCAGCACUGACACCGCUUCGACAAAUAACUUCCUUCGCCCUCGACUUCCAGAGUCUGAUGCCAAGGUUCCGUCUUCUGUUCGAAACCUCAAGGCAAAGUCAUUCCAGCCCAGCCCAAGGGAACCCCGUGGUCCAUUUCUGACUGCGUCUGGAGUCACUGACCACACACGAUCAAAUUCCACCAAUGCCGUGCGGAGCCCGGUAAGAAACCCUUCUGGCGCCGUGGCGACUCCUUCCUCUGCCUCUAAGCGGGCUUCUGUUAUGCCACCACAUGCCACUGGACUUGGUGCUCGAACGAUCAGUCCCACUGACGCACGACGACUGAAGCGAAUGUCGAUUGCGCCUCCUGCGCCUCCGAUGCCACAUACACCUCCCACCCAGACAGAACCUCUUCCCAUCCGUCCUCUAUCAUCAACUCAAUCUCCCUCUCAAAUUCCGAGGAAAAGCGUCACACCUUCCUCGAACCGAACCACUCCCGACCCAAAUCGUAAGUCGUACAGUUCAGGGCUGUCUGUUUCUUCAAGCACCAGCUAUAACUCGGUGCGAACCUCUGGGGGCUCUCUCCAAAACCGGCUGUCCCAAAAUCUAUCUUCGUCCCGACUCCCGACUCCCAAGCCACGCACAGAGCAAGGAAAUUCCAAUGGGGAAGAGGUACCACCAGUUCCAGCGAUCCCCAAGGCCUACGAGUCGCCCAAAGGUGAACUGGAUGCGCCUAUCUUCCCUGCGCCCAGAAAAUCAAGUAUUCCUGUGGAUUUGGGCCUUCUGAAUAUUAAAGAUUCGGACUCCGAAGCGCACAUCACCGCCCAGGUUGACAAAGUUGACUCUGCCGAAACAAAAACUCCUGAUUCACGAUCACGGAAUUCUACUGUUCUGGCAGGACGAAAAGGUUUGCAGCCCUUGAAAUUGCCCCCGCUGAAUUUGUUGCCUUUGGGCACACCCAUGGCGGCCAAAAUUGAGGCACUCAAGGACAGGGACGACGAGCGCAAAGCUCACACCCCCUCCAACCAAGUGAUUUCAAAGACGCCCAGUACUCCGAUGACAGCAUCCAAAGCGAAUUUCUGGUACCGUGAUGAAGACGACCAACUUCCCCUCACUCAAGCACGAAGCAGCACCUCUCACUUUGUCGUCAGCUCAUCGACCGCCGCGUUGCGAGCUUCUAGUAGUACCAGCGCAUUUGAGUCAUUUGACACGCCAAGUGCAGCUCGCAACAUCUCUCCUUAUGCCUCAUACACGCUCCCCAAGAGCGGUGCCGAGCUCAACCAUCUCCGCCACCAGGCCAGCGCCGACUACUCAAACCGGACACAAGGACACAAGUUGAAUGGUCCACGACCUCAAACGCAAAGUGCCAUUUUCACUCCUGCUCCAGAGCGGCUCAGCCAGAUAUCGACGCCUUCGGAGUCUGAGAGUGUCACUGUCACUGCGUCCGGCUCCUCUCUUCGGGACCGGCUCAAGGUGGCACGGCUUCGCAGCAACUCGAAGCCCCAGAAGGCACAAGCCGAUGCUGAUCCAACCAAGCACAAUCAUAUGCCGCCGCCUAAACUUCCAGCCUCUGCGACAUGGAACAACCUGUCUUCAGUCAAUUCGACGAGCCCUAGUCUCAAGCCAUCGUAUCUCAAUCCUCGCCGACAGUCUUCUGUUUCAAGCGCAACAAACCCGACGACUCGGAAACCAAGUGUCAGCAGCGAGAAAAGUCUCACCCUGGAGCCAACUCCCUCCAAUGAGUCGGGCGAAAGUGACCGCUCUAGACGCGUGCAGAGCACGUACAUCUCUCCUGUUCACAAGAUGAUCAAUAACGCUAGAUCUAGUGUUGCGGCUGCUUCCCGGACUACCGACAGCACUGUUGAUCCAGAUGUGGCGAUUGCAGAUGAAGAGAUGAAGCGACUUGGGUCUAAACGCAAAGACUUUGAAAAGGCGGCGCGUGUGCUAGAUGACUUGCGCCGCAAGGCUGGACCAAAGGAUCGUGUCAGUCCCGCCCAGGCCUUGAAGAUGGCAACGCUCAACAUCUUUGAACGCGGUGAGAUCAUCGAUUAUCGCGAUAUUUUCUUCUGCGGCACCCAGACUGCCAAGAAACAUGUUGGAGAUCUCCACUCCAGUGCAGCGAACUUUGGUUACGAUGAUGACCGUGGUGAUUAUAACAUUAUCAUCGGCGACCAUCUGGCUUACCGGUAUGAAGUUGUUGAUGUCCUGGGCAAAGGCAGUUUUGGACAGGUCGUGCGAUGCGUCGACCACAAGACUGGGGCUCUGGUUGCAAUUAAAAUCAUUCGCAACAAGAAGCGAUUCCACCAACAAGCCCUGAUUGAGGUCAACCUCCUACAAAAGCUGAAGGAAUGGGAUCCUCAUGGCAAGCAUAGCGUGGUCAACUUCACCCAAAGCUUCUAUUUCCGUGGUCAUCUGUGUAUUUCGACGGAACUCCUUGGCAUGAAUCUUUAUGAAUUCAUCAAGGCCCAUGAAUUCCGGGGCUUCUCGUUGAAGCUGAUCCGUGUUUUCACAAAGCAGAUGCUGAGCAGUCUUGUGCUGUUGCAUGCGAAGAAGGUCAUUCACUGUGACUUGAAGCCCGAAAACAUUCUUCUCGUUCACCCGUUGAACUCCGAAAUUCGAGUCAUCGACUUUGGUUCAAGUUGCUUUGAGAAUGAAAAGGUUUAUACUUACAUCCAGAGUCGCUUCUACCGUUCGCCCGAGGUCAUCCUCGGGAUGUCGUACGGCAUGCCGAUAGACAUGUGGAGUUUAGGUUGCAUUUUGGCUGAGCUGUUCACUGGCUAUCCCAUUUUCCCAGGAGAGAAUGAGCAAGAACAGCUUGCUUGCAUCAUGGAAGUCUUUGGUCCUCCGGAAAAGCAUCUCAUUGAGAAGAGCUCUCGCAAGAAGCUGUUCUUUGAUUCUCUCGGCAAGCCGCGUUUGACUGUUUCGUCCAAGGGACGCCGACGUCGUCCGAGUUCCAAGGAGCUCCGACAAGCCCUGAAGUGUGACGAUGAAGCCUUCCUUGACUUCAUCACUCGCUGCCUUCGCUGGGAUCCUGCUCGUCGACUCACACCCCAUGACGCAUUGAAACACGAGUUCCUCACUGGUGUCAAGGCCCCCCGGCCUAGGAUGUAUUCAUCAAGCUCACCCUCCAAGCGAGGUGUCACGUCUGCGGCUCGUCCUCUCCCAGAUCCUCCAGGCACAACGCUAAAGAGCGGGUUCAUGCGCACUCGCGAUGUCUCUGCCAAUUCCCCAGUCAAGGGUACCGGCAAACGACACUCAACCGUGAACGGUCCUCCGUCCAGCCCCGGCAAGCGAGGGUCCAGCAAUUCUACUACUACCGGGUCCGCGCUUCCUCGCGUUUCGGUGCGGAGUAUCAGCGGAAAGCCAGAUCUCGCUACUGCGGCGGCUGCGACAAGCCUGGUGAGUUAG